UAAAAUAAGCAGCCCCGCUGAAAUUCAAGCACUCCGCUGGUUGUAUUGUUAUUCUUUUUUUUUUUCUUUUCAUUUCUUCUUCACCGUUCUUCCUCCUCCUUGUACCGUCAUUCUUCAGGUUUUUCUGUCCAGGUUUAUUAUUAUUAUUUUUUAUAAAAAGAUUCAUUGUUGUUCUCGUGAAUUGCAUCUGUGGCAGCCGCGCCAGUGAUGCGCGCCGCGUCUGGCGUCGCUCUGCACCUCCGGUUCGUUUUUGUUCGGUAUUCUUCCUGAACCAAACCAGUUACCAUAGUAAAAUCUAGUUCUGUAUCACGAUACUUUACCCUUGUAAUUGCAUUUAAUUGAUGAUUUUUGGUUUCAAAUUUCACAUUUUAAAAUUAUUAUUAUUUCCACUUUUUGCGAUACCUGAAUUAUACUGUACACCGUGCUAUCAAUGAAUCCAAUUCCUUUUCAUUCUGCACCACCGCCACCGCCACCGCCACCGCCGCCACUUCUCGAACCUAUGCAGUUUCCAGUAUUACCACCCGAACCGCCAAAUUCAAGUUCCUUUUGGGAAAGCAGAAAUGUCUGUGGUCGAUUCCGGGAAUUGCAGGAUACUCUAAAUCUUGUAAAGGGAAUGCGAAAGGAACUAGAGAUGUUGAAGAUGAUAAGAGACCGUGAAGGGUCUUUAGAAGAUUUAACUCAUGGCUCGAACGAAAGUUAUGUUUUAAGUUUUAUGAAGUGUCUAGAGGACAGAGGGGUUAGUGUAGAAACCCAAGAAGCAUUAGCUAUUGAAACGGCGAAUGCUUUAAUGUUAAAACUAAGAGCACAGCUGGAGCCGUUCAGAUAUGUUGCGGAUGAAGCAAGUCCAUGGGAAGAGAAAUCAGCCGUGGCUAGGUUUACAAAUAAAGUGCAUAAGUCUAAACGGAAUCAACUUUGGAGGAAGAAAAAAAGGAAGCGUAUUGCGGAAAUGAUGGCAAAGGAUCACGAGCGAUUCGCCCAAAUUGACCGGGAAGCUGAUGAAUGGAGGGCUAGGGAGAUUGCCAAGGAAUUUGCCGAUAACAAGGUAAAAAAGAUGAAAGAAAUUGCAAAGCUUAAAGUCAAAGAAGAGAAGAAGAAAUUAGAGUCUGAGCUGGAGCUGCUUUUGGUGGUGGAGAAACUUCAAGAAUUACGCUCCAUAAGAAUACAAAAGUUAAAAAAACAAGGCCAUUUUCUCCCCGAGGAGGAUGACAGGUUUCUUGAGCGAGUUCAGGCUGCAGUGGAAGAAGAGGAGCGUGAAGCUUUGGCAGCAGCUGAAACAGAUGCUGCUAAAGAUGCAAUUGCAAUUGCCGAGGAAUCCAGAAAAGCUAUGCAGAACCAAGAGAAUCUUUCAGAAGGAAGCAAUGAUGAAAGUCAAAUUAAGGAGAAAAAAGAGCAAAUAGUCCAUAGUGUAACUGAAGAGGGAUUUGAUGCGACUGAUGAGAAGAAGUCUAGUAAAAUAGCAUCUGAAGAACAGAACUAUAGAAGGGCUUAUGAUGCUUUGGCCAAUUUGCCAAUGGAGUUCUAUCAUUAUUAUCAUGGAAGCAACAAUGACAUGGGCACAUUGAUCGAGGUUAGAAGAGGAUGGGAUGCCUAUAUCCGACCGGGAGGAAGUCGCAUACCUGGACACUGGGUUCAGCCUCCUCCUCCAGCCAAUGAGAUAUGGGCAUCUUACUUGGUGAGAUUUAAAUGAUUCGUUUGUAAAAUCAUCACCAACAUUGCACAAAUACUUCAUCUGAUACGUUUUGAAGGUUUGAAGUGUGUUUCUGGUUAGCCCCAAGUAGAAGCUUUUGGCUGCAUGUUUAUAUUUAUAAUGUAGAAUUUUCAUCCUCUAUCGAUGAGGAUGAUCUUCAUUUUUGUUAUAUUUUUUGGGGGGUGAUCACCAUUGUUUAAUGUACCGGGAAAUGAAGGAAAAUACUCAUUGGUUAAUGUUUCAAAACUAUAAAACUAUUGAUUUUAGAUUAAAUGAAAGCUGUACAAGUCUUAA
Lathyrus oleraceus (garden pea) is the source of this 1981-nucleotide messenger RNA. RefSeq names its product U11/U12 small nuclear ribonucleoprotein 59 kDa protein. The record is from RefSeq and is a predicted model, not a curated record. The transcript has 8 exons. NCBI's taxonomy places the organism in Eukaryota, Viridiplantae, Streptophyta, Magnoliopsida, Fabales, Fabaceae. Bases 431 to 1687 code for a protein of 418 amino acids. Gene Ontology annotation, cellular component: U12-type spliceosomal complex.